AUGUUCACUGAGCAUUUCAUUGGCGACAUGGAGCGCUGGACCCGAAAGCUGGCACGUAAGUAUCGAAUACCGAUCGCUUACACGGAGACGGCUGCGUGGCGGUUCACCCGCUUUGAUGUGCAGAAGCGUGGCUUCCUCAACUAUGCCGACUUUAAGUGCGUGGUUCGAGCACUGACCUACCGACAUUUCGGCCAGAAGGACGACGUGAUGCUGCAAGAAAGUAACCUCCGAGCGCUCUGGAAAAUCGUGGACAGAGAUGGCAGUGGCUGCGUAGAUUUCGAAGAGUUCCUGCAGUGGUUCUACAACCAUUUCCAGAAAGAGAAGCCGCCUGCGCGGAGCUUGCACUGCGACGGAAUGGUGGAUUCUGUGACAGAGCACUUUUAUGCUUCGAUGGGAGUUAAUCGACUCCGUUGCUACGUGACCUCCCAGGACCCGGGCAGAUGCCUCAGCUUGUAUGGCUAA
Messenger RNA from Symbiodinium natans, 462 nucleotides. The record is from the annotation of a GenBank genome assembly. NCBI's taxonomy places the organism in Eukaryota, Dinophyceae, Suessiales, Symbiodiniaceae.